Molecule: messenger RNA, 1511 nt
Organism: Panicum virgatum (switchgrass)
Lineage: Eukaryota; Viridiplantae; Streptophyta; Magnoliopsida; Poales; Poaceae
Product: probable carboxylesterase 15
Exons: 1
Coding region: 105-1187 (360 amino acids)
Molecular function (GO): hydrolase activity
Source: RefSeq, a predicted model, not a curated record
UCGUUCUGUGCAACUGCAAACCAACCCAACCAUCUCGUUCUCACACAAUUCCCCGGCGCACUCGGCCUGCCCCCUCAGUGCACGCCGCACCACCUGCAGCAGCGAUGGCCCCUGCCAAUGUCGAGCAGCAGCAGCGGCAGGUGCGGGCGGCGGCGGGCGGCGGGCGCAAGGUGGUGGACGAGGUGUCCGGGUGGCUGCGCGUGCUGGACGACGGCAGCGUCGACCGCACGUGGACCGGCCCGCCGGAGGCGCUCCCGCUGAUGCAGCCCGUGGCGCCGUACGCCGAGCCCCGCGACGGGCACACGCUGCACGACCUCCCCGGGGAGCCCAACCUGCGCGUGUACAUCCCCGAGGUGGCGGAGGGCGGCCGCGCGCGCCUGCCCGUCAUCCUGCAGCUCCAUGGCGGCGGCUUCUGCAUCUCCCACCCGUCCUGGCUCAUGUACCACCACUUCUACGCGCGCCUCGCGUGCGCCGUCCCCGCCGUGGUCGUCGCCGUCGAGCUCCCGCUCGCGCCCGAGCGCCGCCUGCCCGCGCACAUCGACGCGGGCGUCGCCGCGCUCCGCCGGCUCCGCUCGAUCGCGCUGGCGUCCGAGGACGGCGGCGGCGCGCUCGACGACCCGGCGGCCGCGCUCCUCCGCGGGGCCGCCGACGUGUCCCGGGUGUUCCUCGUCGGGGACAGCUCGGGCGGCAACCUCGUCCACCUCGUGGCCGCCGAGGCGGGGCGGGGCGGCGCGAGCGAGUGGGCGCCCCUCCGCGUGGCCGGCGGCAUCCCGAUCCACCCGGGGUUCGUGCGCGCCGCGCGGAGCCGGUCGGAGCUGGAGACGAAGGCGGCCUCGGUGUUCUUCACGCUGGACAUGCUGGACAAGUUCCUGGCGCUGGCGCUGCCGGAGGGCGCGACCAAGGACCACCCGUUCACGUGCCCCAUGGGCCCGCUGGCGCCGCCGCUGGCGUCCGUGCCGCUGCCGCCGAUGCUGGUGGCCGUGGCUGAGGACGACCUCAUCCGCGACACCAACCUCGAGUACUGCGACGCGCUGCGCGCCGCGGGCAAGGAGGUGGAGGUGCUGCUCAGCCGCCGCAUGAGCCACUCCUUCUACCUCAACAAGUACGCCGUCGACAUGGACCCCGCCACCGGGGAGCGGGCGCGGGAGCUCAUCGACGCCAUCAGGAGCUUCAUCGCCCGCCACUGAAAAGCGCAAGGACAGGGAUGCGCCCCGCACGUGCCCCGCAGGGCUCUUGCUCUGCUGGUCAAGUUCGACGUUCCAUUCCGCAUCUCAGCCAGGGCGACCAAGCAAGUCUUGCACGUGCUAGCGUUACGCCCAGGCGGACGUAGUGUCGCUUUCAUUGUGCUUGAAUUUGUCUGUACUAUAAAUGUUCCUAUCAGUCAAUAAGUCUACUUCAACAGCGAUAUACAGUACCCACUUCAUUUCAAAUUAUAAGUCGUUUUCGUAUUUCUAUGUGCAUCUUAUAUGCAUGUAUAGAUAUACAUUGAUACACCGUUUGCUCAUUAUACA